AUGAGAGUGAAGAGGAAUAUGAAUCUGAAACACCAGAAGAUGAAAGUUUAUUUUGUUAUGCAGAAGAAGCUGAAAGAAUUGAAAAGAAGAUCAUUAAACAAGUAUAUGAAAGAGAGUUCUAUUUUUAG
This is a messenger RNA of Dentiscutata erythropus, 128 nucleotides long. NCBI's taxonomy places the organism in Eukaryota, Fungi, Glomeromycota, Glomeromycetes, Diversisporales, Gigasporaceae. The record is from the annotation of a GenBank genome assembly.